Ochlerotatus camptorhynchus is the source of this 1117-nucleotide messenger RNA. Its product is annotated as NADH-quinone oxidoreductase subunit B 2-like. NCBI's taxonomy places the organism in Eukaryota, Metazoa, Arthropoda, Insecta, Diptera, Culicidae. The transcript has 2 exons. Bases 97 to 729 code for a protein of 210 amino acids. The record is from RefSeq and is a predicted model, not a curated record. Gene Ontology annotation, biological process: electron transport coupled proton transport; aerobic respiration; mitochondrial respiratory chain complex I assembly. Gene Ontology annotation, molecular function: 4 iron, 4 sulfur cluster binding; NADH dehydrogenase (ubiquinone) activity; quinone binding.
GAUCAAUGUUACUUAGGACCUAAUGCUAUGUACAGCUUGGUUACAUAAACCUUCCUAAUUGAACAAACGAAAUUGUGCAAAAUAGUGCAGUGCAAAAUGAUGCGUUCAGCGAUUACCCCUACUCUUCUGAAUUACUGGAAAUUGAUCAUCCCGAAGGGUGCAGCAAAUGUGAGCCUUCGCGAAAAAAGUACUCUUCCUGUAGUUGAAAGUGAUAAGCCGGAAAAGUUGCCUUAUUCGCCAUUUGGAACAAAACAAUCUAAUUGGGCUGACUGGACUGUUGCUCGUUUGGACGAUAUUCUGAACUGGGGUCGCAAAGGUUCUAUUUGGCCAUUGACUUUCGGUUUGGCAUGUUGUGCUGUCGAGAUGAUGCAUAUUGCAGCCCCUCGUUACGAUAUGGACCGUUUCGGAGUUGUAUUCCGAGCUUCCCCGAGACAAGCUGAUGUUAUCAUAGUAGCUGGUACCCUCACUAAUAAAAUGGCCCCAGCUUUGAGAAAAGUUUAUGAUCAAAUGCCUGAGCCCAGGUGGGUCAUUUCGAUGGGAAGCUGUGCCAACGGAGGAGGAUACUACCAUUACUCUUAUUCUGUUGUCAGAGGUUGUGAUCGAAUCAUCCCAGUGGAUAUAUAUGUUCCUGGAUGCCCACCGACUGCGGAGGCACUUCUUUAUGGAAUUCUUCAAUUGCAAAAGAAGGUCAAGAGAAUGAAAACCCUCCAAAUGUGGUACAGAAAGUAAAUCUACUAAAGAGCUGUGUAAUCGAUAGGCGCAAUAAAUAUCUGUAAAUAAACCAGGAUUUUCGGAUUGAUUACAUGAUGACUGGGAUAAACUUUAUUUUUUUUAUUUUGUGUGUGCAAUGUUUGAGAAAAGUUAUAGUGAUAUGAACUACGAUUAGCACACCCACACAUAUAAAUACUUAGAACAUUUUGGUUUUAUCAUAAAUAUUAUUAAAAGAAAUCUUCGAUUUGAUCAUAUUGAUUUUAGCUUGAAAUCCUUCCAGUUGGGAAAAUCCAGGCCAUAGACAAGCAAUCAUUGUUAUUAAGUAAAUAAGCAAUAAGUUGUUCAUACUUGCUCCGAUCCAUGCUAAACCCAACAACGUUCCGCUAACAUUCAAUAAAUGCUGAAA